AUGAAUUUACACACUGAUAAGAUAGAAUGUGUUUUUAUAUUAUUUAAUAUUUUAAUUGUUCAUAUAAUAAGUGCAAAAAUGACAUCUCCGUACAAAUUAAGAAAUUUUAUCUUGGAGCCAUAUAUUGGAAAAUCACAAAGUGGAAUUGACAAAAAUGGUGUGGCAAUAAUAAAGCAAAUUCUGCUUUCAAGAAGUAGAAACAAACAAAAUAAUGAAAUAGCGGACGACAAAACACAGCUCAUUGAUAAGAAAGCUCAAGGAUCUUUGUUGGCAUAUCGGCCAUACGUCCAUGUGAUUAUAGAUGGGAGAACUGACGUCACCGAUGGCCCCUUAUAUCAAACAGACGUAGCGUUGUCACCGGAUAUGACGUUGUACAACGCCAUAGCGGAAGCCAGUGUGCGCUUCCGUGUAGAACAUCCGUGUGUACAGAACCCUUUCAGAAUGAACGUGCAGCGUAUUAGUAGUAACUGUUAUAGUGUAGUGAAUGUCCCAGGUGUUGCCUCUGACAGGAGUUACAGGUGGAUAGUUAAAAUUGUACGGAGAAGAGGCAGGGUUAUAUAUGAAAAUGAAUGCUUACCAAGUGGACGAAUUUCCAUGAGAGGAGGAACAACGGUUACGUUCAAGAAAACAAGCUAGAAAAUGUCGGAAAAAAUCUGUGUUCACAACUCUUACUAUUAAAAUUUCAAAAUUCCAAUAACAUGUAAAAGUUUUAUAUAUCUAUACAAACAUAUACAUUAUCUGAUUGAAGCGUCAUGCACCCCAGUGUUUAAACAUGCAAAUGCUUGUAACAUAAAUUAUCAAUCUUGAUUGAUCUGGGGUAUAUUUCAAUAUGUCCAUUUAACAGAGAGGUGAGACAUGGACCAUAAAGAAAUAAGAUUUUCAAUAAAUGUGGAUGAACUGCAGUGAAUAUAGGAAAUUCAAUUAAUGCAUUUGUAAUUCUCAUUUCGUUCCAUAUCCUCUAUCAACUUCUUAAAUACAAUGUUAUUUCUCGACCAAAAAUAGUAAAUACCCCUACAGUAAUAGAGGAGGUAAUGUAUUGUUGCAAUUUGCUUUUGUACAUGUAUAUUAAUUUGUUAAUAAUCCUACUAGAAACUUACUGUAAAUAUGUACAAAAUUAUUGUAACUCUUCAUAUAUUACAAUAUGUUUUUAACUUCAAGCAAAAAUAGUAUUGAUAGUAAAUAAUUGAUCGUUCAAAUCAGUGAUUUAAUAAAAGGCAUGAGCUGAAUGAAAUGUAAUAAAGUGGACGAUAACAUAUAAGA
Messenger RNA from Saccostrea cuccullata (small rock oyster), 1260 nucleotides. RefSeq lists its product as uncharacterized. NCBI's taxonomy places the organism in Eukaryota, Metazoa, Mollusca, Bivalvia, Ostreida, Ostreidae. The record is from RefSeq and is a predicted model, not a curated record. The coding region runs from base 1 to 636 and encodes 211 amino acids. The transcript has 4 exons.